AUGACCGUCACUUUGGAUUUCGAUGCUGUAAAGAUAGACUCCUCGACCAGGCGCUCCCUUUCAGAUCUCUCUCUGUCUGUUGCCAAAUGUAAAAAGAUUGUUGUCGUUACAGGAGCCGGAAUAUCGUGUUCGUCAGGGAUUCCAGAUUUCCGUUCUUCGGAUGGCUUGUACGCCCUCGUUAAGCAACGAUACCCCAACGCCGUUAUGAAGGGUCGUGACCUCUUUGACGCGUCUCUAUUCCGUGAUACAACCGCCACAUCUGUCUUUUACACGUUCAUUUCUCAGCUCAAACAGUCUAUUGAUUCUGCAUCGCCCACUCCCACCCAUUGCUUCAUCAAAACAUUGGACACGAAGAAGAAACUCCUCCGCUCCUACACUCAGAACAUAGAUGGUCUUGAGGAACGGGUCGGUCUGCUAGGUAGUGGCAGCCAAGAGGCAAAGUCGUCUUCUCGCUGUAAAUCCAAGAUCAAAGCCAAGGAAGUUCGCAACGUACAGCUUCACGGUGACAUCCACCGUGUCCGAUGUAUGGCUUGUUCCUCCGAAUACCCUUGCACCUCAGAGCACGUCAGUAUAUUCAAUGAGGGCCUUUCUCCCCAUUGUCCAGAUUGCACGCAACGUUCUGCGGCUCGUGUAGCUCGUUCUGCUCGUGCCACGAAAAUAGGCUCUCUCAGACCUGCCAUUGUACUUUACGAUGAGCCUCACCCCUUAGGGGAUGAUAUCGGUUCUAUCCAAGCCAGUGAUAUCAAUCGCAAGCCAGACAUGUUAAUAAUCAUGGGCACAUCACUCAAAGUACAUGGUUUGAGGAAACUCGUCAAAGAUUUUGCCAAAGCUGUUCAUGCGCAUUCGGGCGCCUCGUCGACAAGCACCGGCAAAACGAAACGAUGGGCUGGGAAGGUGGUCUUUGUGAACAAGACUGCGCCAGGAUCAGAAUGGUCAGAUGUCAUUGAUUACUACGUUGCCGGAGAGACAGACGCGUGGGUUGACAAAGUCAUUGAGGAUUGGAAGAAGAUGCGUCCAGUGGAUUGGGAGAUUCAGCAGAAGCUCGUAACAGUUGAUGGAGAUGUUAGUAUGGCCUCGCCUUUCAGAUCCGUCAAGGAUGCACCACGCCUUGCUACUGGAACGAAAGGCAAAACGAAAGGUAAGCUUUUUCGUUCCUUGAAUGUGUCGGGCCUGCUGAUUUUUGUUGCUCAGAAUACAAGAAAUUCCGGGAUUCUGAUGAGAACGUUCCACCGGUGCCAUCUGUGGACAUGA
Molecule: messenger RNA, 1251 nt
Organism: Guyanagaster necrorhizus
Lineage: Eukaryota; Fungi; Basidiomycota; Agaricomycetes; Agaricales; Physalacriaceae
Product: DHS-like NAD/FAD-binding domain-containing protein
Exons: 3
Coding region: 1-1251 (416 amino acids)
Cellular component (GO): nucleus
Molecular function (GO): histone deacetylase activity, NAD-dependent; NAD+ binding
Source: RefSeq, a predicted model, not a curated record